AUGCACGUCUUUCUCAUUGUCGUGUGUUUCGUCUUCAUCGGCGAAACAUACGCUUUUGUUCUGCCGUCUCUGUUCAGCCUAUUCAGAUGGCAUAGGCAGAAGGCUGCAGCGAGAGCAAAAAAGCUGAAAAAUGCGACAACGGAAAUUCUAAUUGAAAAGUUACGAAAGGACAUUGAGGAUCUGAAACGUCAGAGUGAGUUUGGAUACGAUAGAACUUUGCCCGCAUCAUGUACAGACCUCGUGAUUUUUAGUUGCAUGUCGUCUUGCUCUCAGGGAAACAGAAUAUUUCAAAGCUCGCUUAUCUAUCGUAUCUCCACUGUGGUCUCAUUGGAACAACGCAAUGUCUCUUCUAGCGUUCUGCAUCAGUUUUCGUUUGAGAAAUUGACUGUAUGUCUUGAAAAAUUGGACAAAUAA
Messenger RNA from Cylicocyclus nassatus, 414 nucleotides. Lineage: Eukaryota; Metazoa; Nematoda; Chromadorea; Rhabditida; Strongylidae. The record is from the annotation of a GenBank genome assembly.